AUGGGACGGAUGUCGUCCUUCUGCUCCCUAGGAGUCAAUCAGUUAAUCAUCCUUCUCCUACGGGUUAGCCUUCUGAACUGGCCCGGGUGUGUGCUUUCGUCACCAAUCGCAUUAAGACCCACAGGUUCAACUGAUGGGGGAAUUUCAACUACGAAAACCAUAGAACUAUCACUAUUUUCGAGCCCUUCGACCUCAGGGCAUCAUACUAGUACAAUCAGCGAUACUACAGUGAUCCCCCCCGCAACAUUAUCCGAAUUUAAACCUUCCACUACCGUAGCUGAGGCUCCUCCUACCGCAAUAGAAACAUCACCAUAUGAGAAAAGAGUCCUUCAGCCUAGCUACUUUUAUGAGGGAGGUUGGAGAAUCAAUUGCGCGCUCCCUGAUGUGGGAUAUAACCUCAUUAUGGAUUACGUAGUUAGAGGUGUCGUCCCUAACCUCGACGCUUGGUCCCUUUCACUGAAUGAGUGGGAAUCUAUUAUGAGGGAAUACAGGCCAAGAUUUGAAGUUCCUCAGACUCCCGAGAUAAAAGCAGCUGAGACGACCAAGGUUGCUGAACGUCAGGUUUUGUGCACCGCUUGUCGUUGUACUGAAGAAGGAAGCAUCACUAGUGCGGGACCAUAUCAGUAUUGGUGUCCAACCAGGGCCAAAGCAGCUAGAUGUGGCUUGCUAUACGCCACACUAGGACAGCCCCAGUUACCAGAAAAUGUUGGGUAUCAAGAGGUUCAGGAUGCUCUUGAUAGAAUUCCCGGUACCGUUCGGGCCGAUCGGGCAAAUCUGGGUUGGACGUGGCAGGUAGACCCAAGGAUUGCCCAAUUCGUGGGACAUAGGAUGACUUAUAGCAACAUGGAUCCUUCGUUUAUAAAUAUCGACUACAGGAUGAUGCCUGCGCCUGAGCCCAUUGAUCCUAUCCAAACACCCGGUGCUCCAGAGAACACCCAUUUGCCCCCCCCUCCUGAUCCCAACGCUAUUCCACCUCAAGAAGAUUUUUAUCUCCCUUAUUGGGCGAUGCCCUUGCCUCCAGGCCCAUUAGAUUAUGUGGCUGGCGCAGUAGCACCACCCCACAACCCGGGUCCACUCGAUUACGGAGUAAAUGUUGCCCCGUCUACAGAACCACCUCAGAUUCUCUAUGGGCCGGGAGGAGAUUACGGGAGCCAUGAAUACUACAAUCAUAACGGCAUGCAUUGGGUGUAUACUGGCCCUCCCCUUCCUAAUUUGCACGAUGGGUUUGGAUCCACUGUAUACGAUGGAUCCGGUGGAGGUGGAAGUGGAAGUGGAAGCGACGGUGGUGGAUCUGGGGCGAGUAAGGCUAAGCGAGAAGUACCUGAAUCGCCGGGUGCAGAAUUAGACAUCAAAUGA
Messenger RNA from Orbilia oligospora ATCC 24927, 1356 nucleotides. RefSeq lists its product as uncharacterized. The transcript is spliced from 2 exons. Lineage: Eukaryota; Fungi; Ascomycota; Orbiliomycetes; Orbiliales; Orbiliaceae. The coding region runs from base 1 to 1356 and encodes 451 amino acids. The record is from RefSeq and is a predicted model, not a curated record.